This is a messenger RNA of Chlorella variabilis, 1800 nucleotides long. RefSeq lists its product as hypothetical. The record is from RefSeq and is a predicted model, not a curated record. NCBI's taxonomy places the organism in Eukaryota, Viridiplantae, Chlorophyta, Trebouxiophyceae, Chlorellales, Chlorellaceae. Bases 1 to 1800 code for a protein of 599 amino acids. Gene Ontology annotation, biological process: dephosphorylation; 7-methylguanosine mRNA capping. The transcript has 13 exons. Gene Ontology annotation, molecular function: mRNA guanylyltransferase activity; mRNA 5'-triphosphate monophosphatase activity; ATP binding.
AUGGGCAUUCCGCGGGGGUGGCGCGAGUGCCCCGCCAUGGGCCGCCCCAUCGAGCGCUUCAUCCCCAUGAAGGUGCCGCUGGGGGCGCGCUUCGACUCCCACAUCGCGCCCGAGCACCGCUUCACGAUAGACGACGCGGUGGCGCAGGCGCGCAAGGUGCCCGCUGUGCUGGGCCUGGUGAUCGACCUCACCAACAGCUCGCGCUACUACGAUGCGCGGCAGUGGCACGAGCGAGGGGUGCAGUACAUCAAGGCAAGCGGGGGCAUCCCGUGCCGCGGCCGCGGCGCUGCGCCACCCCCCGAGGCCGUCACCGACCUGUGCUGGGAGAUGUAUGCCUACCUGCAGCAGUGCCCGCAGGGCAUGGCGCUCAUCCACUGCACCCACGGCUUCAACCGCACUGGCUACAUGGUGGCAUCCUACCUGGCCCGCAUGAUGAGCUGGACGGUGCCCAAGGCGCUGGACGCGUUUGCUCACAAGCGGCCGCCCGGCAUCUACAAGCACUACUACAUCAGGGAGCUGUUCAAGUACUACCAUGAGCGGCUGCCCAGCAACUUCCCCUUCCCACCACAGCCAUCCUGGAAGGCGGGCGAUUCUCCGGAGCAGGAGGAUGAAGGGGAGGGAAGCGCAGAGGGGCUGGGCUUGGAGGAGGAUUUGCACCACGACGACAUGAUUGGGGAAGGGGUGAGCCGGGCUGAGGGUGCGGGCAGGGCGGAACUGAGUCGCAGCUUAGCCAGACCUGAGCGGAGCGGAGCGGAGCACAAGGUCUGGCUGCCCGGCUCGCAGCCCGUCAGCCUGGACAAGUCCAACCUCAGCCUGCUCAAGGAGCGGCAGUACUGGGUGACCUGGAAGGCCGACGGCACCCGCUACAUGCUCGUCCUGCUGCGCUGGGGCACCUACCUGGUGGACCGCAAGUUCUCCAUCACCCGCGUCCAGAUGCGGUGGCCCACCCCGCUGCAGCCCGGCCAGCCAGCCAAGGGGCCUGUGGGGCCCAUGCACCACUGGACCGUUCUGGAUGGGGAGAUGGUUGUGGACGAGGUGCUGGAGGAGGGACGCCAGGAGCGGCGCUUCCUGGCGUACGACAUGGUCAUGCUCAACGGGCGCUCGCUGGUGGACCACCCCUGGAUGGAGCGCUUCAAGCUCAUCCAGCGGUUUGUGGUCGAGCCUCGGCAGCUGGAGCGGCACAAGAUCACUAGCAAGCAGUGGCAGUACCCGUACCAGUACGAAAAGGAGGCCUUCCACGUGCGGCGCAAGGACUUCUGGCCGCUCACCAAGGCGCACAAGCUCAUCCACGAGUUCAUCCCAAACCUGUGCCACGAGGCAGACGGCCUCAUCUUCCAGGGGGCGCAGGACCGCUACGUGCCCGGCACCUGCCCCGAGCUGCUCAAGUGGAAGUUUGCCCACAUGAACAGCGUGGACUUCCGCCUGCGCCUGCACCCCCGCGACGGCCAGCUGCUGGAGCUGCUGGAGACGCGCAGAGAGCUGCCGGAGGGGCACCACCGGGGCUACAAUGCACUGCCGGGCGCGCGUGUGGAGUUCCCCGAGGGCGAGGAUGCCGCCAUGUACGACAUGCGCAUCAUAGAGUGCUCAUACGACGCAGACGCCAAGGUGUGGCGGUUCAUGCGUGAGCGCAAGGACAAGGAUGCCGCCAACGCCUUCCACGUGUAUGAGUCGGUGGCGCGCAGCAUAGAGGCAAGCGAGCAAGAAGAGCUGCUGCAGUACAUUCAGGAGGCGCUGCAGCUGCCUCUGUAUGACUUGGACUGCGGACGGAUGUCACGCCAGCAGCAGCAACAGCAACCGUAG